Drosophila ananassae is the source of this 2326-nucleotide messenger RNA. RefSeq names its product leucine-rich repeat-containing protein 24. The coding region runs from base 128 to 1957 and encodes 609 amino acids. Lineage: Eukaryota; Metazoa; Arthropoda; Insecta; Diptera; Drosophilidae. The record is from RefSeq and is a predicted model, not a curated record. The transcript has 3 exons. Gene Ontology annotation, molecular function: protein binding.
CGCUGUUCGGACCAAUUAUUUGAAAUUACCAUUCAUCAUUGAAACAAGCUUAAGUGGCUACCGCAAGUGGCAAGCCAAAAAAGUGCAGAAAAAAGUUUAUUUCCACGAUUUCGUCUAGGAUAAACCAAUGGCUACCAGGAAAAGCAGUCUGUCGCCUAUUACUUUAUUAAAAUUCUCCUGCCUCGUAUUCCUAAUAAGCCUGUUUCCAGGCACAGCCUCCUCCAGUGACUGGCUAAGGGAAUGCGGCAACUGUCGCUGCAAGUGGGUGUCUGGAAAAAAAACGGCCGACUGUCGCAAUCUGAGCCUUCGCGGAGUCCCAGAAUACCUUAACUCGGAGGUCCAGGUGUUGGAUUUGUCACAGAAUUACAUAUUUUACUUGGAGGAAAACGUAUUCUCGUCUCAGCAGUUGCAGAAUUUGCAUAAACUUGUUAUAACUAAUGGUACUUUGAGGAGAAUUCAUCCGCUAAGCUUCACCCAGCUGAACAUUCUAAUUGAACUUGACUUGUCGAAUAAUAAGAUUGUGGAGCUUCUACCAAAUGUUUUUGAACCGCUAAGUAAGGUUCGGUCUUUGGUGUUCAAUGGAAAUCUCUUACAGAGGAUUCAGAAAGGUGUUUUCCACAACCUUAAAUAUCUCCACAAAAUAGAGCUGAAGCAUAACCGCCUGGUGAGUAUUGAAAUGCAGGCUUUUGUUGGCGUGCCUCUAUUGUCGCAGAUUUAUUUGGAUGGCAACGAGCUUACCCUCAUGCGAAAGGAAACUUUUAAAAAUUUGACCAAGCUGAGCACCUUUUCUCUGGCCCAGAAUCCCUGGAAUUGCACAUGUGACCUCCAGCCAUUCCGGGAUUUCGUGGUAGAGAUGAAUCUUUACACACCAUCCAUCGAGUGUCAUUAUCCUCUGCAAUUGCGGGGUCUGCAGUGGCUCGUGGAUAAGCCGGUGGCGUUUGCUUGUAAGCCAAAAAUUGUGUAUCCGGGCCUCGGUAUUUCCAUUAACACGUCUAAGGAAAAUGUGACGCUUAUAUGUCGCGUCCACGGACCAAACAAUACCGUAAUUGCCUGGGACUACAACAAGCAGUUGUAUGUUGCUGGUUUCACGCCAUUGAAAAGUCAUCGGCAGCAGAGGAUUUACAUCGAAGUUGUGCUGGAAAAGCAAAUACCAGAACAGAAUAUGGGUCAUUAUACUUUUGUUUCGCGCCUUACCAUCAUAGAUGCCAAGAAGUCCGACGAAGGAGUCUACACCUGCAUAGCCGAGAAUCCCGGUGGCAGAGAUUUCGUUCAGAUGAGCCUUGUGAUUCAAAACUUCGCCGAAUCAAAUCCUUUCUUGGACCUUAACUUUUUCACAGUAGUCUGUAUCAUAACGAUUUGGUUCCUCGGCAUGUCGAUGCUGCUGUCCACGAUUACAUGCCUCCUUUACAAGCGAUUGAGGAAAAUGUAUCCAGAAAAGCAAACACACCUGUUGCCGUUAAGCUUUCCAUCUGAUGUUUUAAAUGGGGAACAAGCUAGCACUGACAGAUGCAUGGAACCUGGGUCAUUCAAUAUCACUCAAAGUAGUAGCAGCUAUGUGAUAGCUAAGCCUCACCGGAAUUUUAACAUCGGCGAUGAAAAAACAAAUUUAAACAAACUAAAUGAUACCAGUACAGAGCGAAAUAAGGAUACGAAUGAUGUGCCCGUCAAUAUUGAGUGCAAAGUCGAUUGUCAACUAAGAGAUAAGCUCCUGCUGGGCCAUUCUAACCAAUCUGUUGCUGGUUCAUCAUUUAAAACGGAAAAAUCCGAAGAGAUUAGCUCGGAGCAGAAGUCAACAAACACCACACCCAUAUUAAAGAAAUUAGGACACAUUUCCCGCAAACAGUAUAAUAGCAACGUUCAAAAGUAUCUACAGGAUAAGUUUGGUAGUAUUCGCGCGAAGGAUCGCAAAGUUAAAGAUAUUAGCACCUGCCAAGAAAAAAAUGAUUCGAAAGCAUAAAUAAUAUAAAAAUAAAUAAAGGCGCCAAAAAUAACUCCAAUUCAAUAUUCAAAAAGUAUCUUGGGGAAUCCCGGAAGUAACAUGUAUUGUAAAGAGGGUGAAUACGUGAUAUAACGAUAACAUAACUAUCGAUAGCCACCGGUUGACAGUUGCAAGUGCCAUCCCUAUCAGGUCGUGGGGAUGCAUAAAAAUAAAAACUAGCCAGCUAGUUUUUCCAUUUGUUUUUCCAACAGGCUGUUGAGGCCCGAAUCAAUUCCGUUUGCCAAUCCGGGAGAUUUGAGCUAGGCGCAGAGGCGAGACCGAGAAGGCUCUGCGCGACAAAGGGAGCCACGCACAAAUUCCUAGGAAAGCUACACAUCGCCACCACCU